Paraglomus brasilianum is the source of this 1206-nucleotide messenger RNA. Lineage: Eukaryota; Fungi; Glomeromycota; Glomeromycetes; Paraglomerales; Paraglomeraceae. The record is from the annotation of a GenBank genome assembly.
AUGUCAUACCCAACAACAUACUGUGGCAACACGCAAUGUUCUUCGGAUUCUCUUUGCUAUAUCACUGAAAAUUCGCUUACUUGUUCAUCUUCUCCAAUAUCGUCUUGGAGAUUGAAUUCGACGCUGUUUCCUCCCAUCGAAUACGUCGGACUCACACCACCAGGUGAUUCUUCAGAUGCAGCAUGUGAAAACCUGCAGAUAAAGAACGACACUAUUAAAUCACAAGUAUCCGAAUGGGCGUCACAGUUCUGGACACCGGGCAAACUUCCAAUAGCGGGAACAUUUUAUAAUCCACUUGAAAUCGGAUCAUGCAUAGACGAUUUGAGUGGCAACCAGCCAAAUCUUUACUGUAAAGCAGGGAAAUGCAAGCCGAAAUUGCAAAUUUAUGACCUAUGUUUGUCAUCUAAUCAUUGUCUCACUUAUAUCUGUGCCAUAUCUGAGGCUUCACAACAGACAUGUCAACCGGAUCCAUUUGGAAAGCAAAUACUUAAACAACUCACUGGCAACUUUAGCCGGCCGGCAAACGUUCAUUAUCUUGGCCCACCCCCCCAAACGCAACCAAGCGCAGGUCAAGUAAUAGCAAUAGCUAGCUGCGUGGUAAUUUUGCUGACGUCGCUCCUAACAAUAAUGUAUGCUAAAAAGAUAUGCAAAAAGCACGAUGAAGCCACACAGGAUGCUGACAAUAGAGUAGGGUCGCGCAUACGGCGGGGUGCCAGUCUUUUACUCAGUGGUUCAAUAUUAACUAGGCAGAAUAGCUCGGCUACAUUACCGCGAUACACGGUUGAGGGUGAUCCUUCAAUGCUGGAACAGUUAUUGAAUUGGUUUAUGCCACCCGGAGAAUUGCCUCCUACGUAUGAGAGUGUGGUUGAGAACGAGAAUAGCAAUAUAGAUGGCAGACAAGGAGGAAGAACCUACGACACGGCAGAUCUGGAAGCAGAUGCCGGUGAGGGGAGUAGAAGUAGCGGAGACGUUUCAGAAAGAUCCGGCGAAAACGAGGGAGGAGAGGAGGCUUCAAGUGAACCCAACAAUGGCAUUGAAACUGACAACAAUCGAGCUCAGUCUUCACGCGCUACUUCUUUGAUUACUGAUAAUAAUGAGGAGGAUGAAGAAACAUAUAGAAGAGUAUCGAUGAGUAGUAGCCGUAACGCCGACGAUGACAAUGCUGACGAGACCACGGUACUGAAUAGAGAUACUGAAGAGUCAUGA